Molecule: messenger RNA, 1390 nt
Organism: Manihot esculenta (cassava)
Lineage: Eukaryota; Viridiplantae; Streptophyta; Magnoliopsida; Malpighiales; Euphorbiaceae
Product: bZIP transcription factor 27-like
Exons: 3
Coding region: 120-953 (277 amino acids)
Biological process (GO): positive regulation of DNA-templated transcription
Cellular component (GO): nucleus
Molecular function (GO): DNA-binding transcription factor activity
Source: RefSeq, a predicted model, not a curated record
GAUUGUACAUUGGACAUUUUAAUGCACAACCCAACAAAUCAGAAGACAGAGACUUGUCUUCCUUCUCCAGUUCCAGUGUUCCUCUCUCUCUCUCUCGCUCCCUCUCUCUGUGUCUGAGCAUGCGGUCGUCCCCAGAAAGAAACGAUAAUAACAGUAGAUCAAUCUCUAGCUCGCCUUCAAAAUCAUCAUCUAUAUGUUCAUCUCCUUCGUCUGAUCAGGCAGUAAACACUUCAUCAUCAGUGAGAAAAUCCAUGGAAGACGUUUGGAAAGAUAUAAAUCUAACAUGUCUUCAAGAGUGCCCCAUCAGUAACCCCAACCACCACCGCCCUGUUGGUAUGAUCCUUCAAGACUUCUUGGUUAGACCCUUCAACAAAGAUUCACCAACUCCCCCCUCCUCGGCUGGUAGGGCCACUGAUUUCCCCAAUUCUUUAGCGCCAAGAACUGCCACUAUCUUGACUUUGAAUUCUGGGCCUUCUCCUGAUAUUCUUGAAAGCGAUAGUGUUCGCACAAGGCCAAAUAAUCCCCAGUUGCAUACUCAUGCGAGUAUUGGUGCUCUGGGUUCUUCAUCGGCGUUCCCCUCCAUUUGCAAGAAAAGGGUUCAAGAAAAUGACGACAACACAAGCGAUCGGAGACAUAAACGAAUGAUCAAGAAUAGAGAAUCAGCUGCUCGGUCCAGGGCAAGAAAGCAGGAAUCUCUCUAUCUCUCACCCAAGAAAAAAAAAAGAUGUUUUCUUUAUAUAUACAUAUAUAUGAUGUUACUUUAUUUAGUGGGUUUCUUUAUAACCCGCCUUUUAAAACAUGUUCAGGCUUACACACAAGAGUUGGAACAGGAAGUAGCCAAUUUACAGAAAGAGAAUGCUAGGCUUAGAAGGCAGCAAGAAAAGUUCCAGGCAGCUCCUGCUCAGCUUCUAAAAAAGCCGAGUCUCUAUAGAACCUCAACAGCUCCAUUUUGAGAAAGAAACCAGAGGCUCUGUUUGAGGGAGAUGUUUUGAAAUGUAAUUUACAAUUUGUGUUGGAUGGAAUCUCAAAUCAGCGGGUCCAAAGGCAAAGGAGGGAGAGAAAAAGAAAGGCGAAGGAGGAACCCAAGCUAAAGCUACACGACAAACUGCGGGCAUUUUGUUCUCUCUUUAAUUUUCUCCCAUAAAUUAAUAUUAUAAUAUAAAUAUAAAAGGAGAUGUUAUUGGGUGGGUUUUAUUGUGUGUUAGUACUGUGUAUCUCUCCCAAUGAGCAGACCUUGGUCGGGGAGAAGGAGGGAGAGAGAGAGAGAUGUGGGUCAAAUAUGAUCUCUGUCAAUGAGCAGCCUUUGAUAUUUUGUUUGGCUAUAACUAUAGAUAUAACUAUACAAAGACGGGACAUGUUUGGCUAUUAAUAUCACCUUUAUUUCUCUUUU